UCUCCGAUCAUGAAUGCUCCAGAGUCCAGACUGCUCUCACAUCUCUUGUGGUGUGACUGCCAGGAUUGAUACUGCAGCAGAAGCCAAAGAUGACUGUAGGUUGAGUCAGGAGUUAAUCAAUAACCCUCACCUUGCUGCGCGGGCACGGAGGUGUGCGGUAGCACCAGUCGGCGUUUCUCUGUGUUGCGGCUCAACUAUAGAAGCGGGUAUAUUUAAGCGGGGAUCGAUCGAUCUUCUGGGUUAACCACAUCGGCUUUGACAACCGACAGAUUGCUCAGACGGUUAACCAUGCGAAUCGCUAUCGCAGGCACCAGUGGUCUGGGGCAACUUAUCGCUCACUAUAUCCGACAAGAUACCAGUCAUCAGCUCGUUUUCAUCUCUCGAACUCCUCAGCCAGCACUAGUAGCUAGUGGAUAUCAAGUCCAGCCAGUGAACUAUGCCGACCCCUCAACAUUAGCCCACGCAUUAGCAGGAAUCGACGUCGUUAUUUCAACUGUCAGCGGCACAUCCCAGCUCGCUCUCAUCAAAGCUGCAGUUUCAAGCGGAGUCCGUCGGUUCGCCCCUGCUGAGUUUGAAGGAUGUCCAUCCUUAAGGACAGCUAAUGAUCCAUUGGAUCGCGGUCGAGCAUCUGCCCUCGCAUAUAUCCAGCACUACAAGCCAUAUUUCGAAGCGACAACUGUCUUCGUAUGUGGUGUCUUGUAUGAGCGAUUCCAGCAGGGUGGAUUAGCGGCCAGUUGCUUGGGUAGCUCGACUGGCGUCGCAGAGGAAGGCGAUUAUAUGAUGAAUCUCCGAUACAUGACAGCUCAAGUGCCAGCCUUUGGCUCCGCAAAUCAACUGUCUCAUGUGUGUAUGACAGCGGCACAGGACGUUGGUCGGCUGGUCGUUGCCGCUCUCGAUAUGCCAUCCUGGCCACCAGAGCUGAGGAUGCAUGGAGAAAGACUUAAGGUGUAUGAUCUGAUCACUAUUGCAAGGCAAACUCGCAGGAGAGACUUCUACACGGAGCCUGCAAUCGAGAGUACACAAACGCUCAAAUACCAGGAAGCGGUCGCAUCUACUGAAGUAGAAAAGCUGAGGUUGCAGAACCUCAUUGCUACUGCUGAGGGACAGCACGAUUUCAGCGACCCCAAUCUCAAUCAGUACUUUCCUCAAAUCCGAAUGAUCAAGUUUCAGGACUGGCUUGCAGCCAACUGGGUAAAUGUACUUUGAGUUACGCCCGCGUGCUAUGAGG
Molecule: messenger RNA, 1228 nt
Organism: Aplosporella prunicola CBS 121167
Lineage: Eukaryota; Fungi; Ascomycota; Dothideomycetes; Botryosphaeriales; Aplosporellaceae
Exons: 3
Coding region: 289-1206 (305 amino acids)
Source: RefSeq, a predicted model, not a curated record